Exophiala bonariae is the source of this 1098-nucleotide messenger RNA. RefSeq lists its product as uncharacterized. The coding region runs from base 1 to 1098 and encodes 365 amino acids. Lineage: Eukaryota; Fungi; Ascomycota; Eurotiomycetes; Chaetothyriales; Herpotrichiellaceae. The record is from RefSeq and is a predicted model, not a curated record. The transcript has 2 exons.
AUGUCUAGCGAUGCCAAUUCAAAAACAGACCGAGAUCUUCUCUCACGAUUGAACGCUCUCAAGCAGUCCACCGUUUCUUUUGACCAAACUAAUUUUGAGCCCCCUUUGUCAGGACCUGCACCACAAGCCGUAAACCCAAACCCAGCUCGCGCUCUUCACACAGAUCUGCUGUCGAGAUGGAAGUCGUUGGGCGGAACAUCUUCUAGCAAUGCGACGGGUGUCAUCGCUGCCCCUGGAGGAAAACCCGAGGAUGAGAAGACAGUGGAGGAACUCUUGGCAGAUCUCGGUGCACCAGAAGAAUGGCAGCCGGACAAGUCUGAGGAAGCUCAAGUGGUAGAUCUCCUUGAGCUAGCAAAGUCGGCGCUUGCCACUGCACCACAGCUAGAGACGAUCCCUGGGGAAGGAGAGGAAUCCAUCUUGACUACAGCACAGCCUGCAAGACUUCCAGCUGUUGACAUCUCUGUGUUUGCACCUGAGCCCGAAUCCGACGUGGAACAACCAGAAAAGCCUCUUCCUGGAAGAACCAAAGAAGCACUCGAAAAAGAAGCCGACGAGCUGCUUGCGAGGAUUCUUGACGAAGUCAAACAUGAACCUCGCGAACAGGAGUCGGACGGAAAAGACGCAUCGGAUGCAGAAGGCUCAGAAGACGCUCCAAUCGAGAACUCUCGUUCAGAAGACCCCAAAACUACAACCACCUCAGCUGAUGUGCAUUUCCCAACAACACCAUCGAAACUCCCUGAACCCAUCGCCUCGGACACCACAGCGACUAGUGAUGACGACGAUUUAGCCUCUCGCUUCGCAGGGCUAUCCCUUCCGUCGGUGCCGACAAUCAUUACCUCUAAAUCCAAAGCCUCCGCUACAAAGUCGACACCAGGGUUUACGGACGAAGACAUCGACACCUGGUGCAUCAUCUGCAGCGACGAUGCGACACUACGGUGUAUAGGCUGUGAUGGUGACUUAUACUGCACGAACUGUUGGAUCGAAGGACAUCGCGGUGAAGAUGCAGGCUUCGAAGAGCGAACCCACAAAGCCGUGCAGUUUGUCAAGGGUGGUGGGAAGAAGAAAGCGCCCAAGCGGAGGACGAUGGUCGGGGCAUGA